AUGUCUUCUGAUUUUUCUUUAACAAAAUCUCCCUCUUCAAAUCUGGAAUUCGAUGAAGCUUCACAAAAAGAACUUGCGAAAUUUUUAGAAGGUGAAAAUGCAAAAAUGCGUCUUCAACAAUCUGUUCACACUUUUACUGAUCUAU
This is a messenger RNA of Entrophospora candida, 145 nucleotides long. NCBI's taxonomy places the organism in Eukaryota, Fungi, Glomeromycota, Glomeromycetes, Entrophosporales, Entrophosporaceae. The record is from the annotation of a GenBank genome assembly.